Liolophura sinensis is the source of this 6257-nucleotide messenger RNA. RefSeq names its product guanine nucleotide-binding protein-like 1. The coding region runs from base 1 to 1800 and encodes 599 amino acids. Lineage: Eukaryota; Metazoa; Mollusca; Polyplacophora; Chitonida; Chitonidae. Gene Ontology annotation, molecular function: GTP binding; GTPase activity. The record is from RefSeq and is a predicted model, not a curated record. The transcript is spliced from 13 exons.
AUGCCACGAGGGAAGCCAUUUAGUACUAAACAAAAAAAGAAGCAGCUCCAGGAAAGACGUGAGCGAAAACGCCAAGAGAAUGGAGAACACUUUGGCUGUCAAUCAUCUGAUGAUGAUGCUGAUGUGGAAUCAGAGGCGGGACCUGAUAUUAGAGUUGACAAACUCAACCACCAACCAGAGCUCUCGUUGGACCCAGCAUAUCUAGAUCUCAAUAGGUACCGAUUACAUUUCUAUCAAGAGAGCAAUGAUGAAAUUCACAAGAGAAAGGAACUGUCCAGGCAACCUUACCAAAUGGUUGAAGAGACAGCACUGGAGAUGGACAUUGAGUGUAUCUAUCAGACAGGUUCUGUACUGGACAUGCCUAAACGACCCCCAUGGGACUACAACCAGAAAAAGGCACAGGUAGAGGCCAGAGAGGAACGCUUUUUCAAGGAAUACCUGAAGCGGAUCUACGAUGACUAUGACCUCAGUGACCUAAGCUAUUUUGAGCUGAACCUGGAGACCUGGCGUCAACUGUGGCGUGUUUUGGAAAUGUCAGACAUUUUGCUCAUCAUCACAGACAUCAGAUAUCCCGCUUUACAUUUCCCUCCUGCACUCUACAACUAUGUGACUAAAGAACUGAAGAAGAAGGUCAUUCUGACCCUAAACAAAAUCGACCUUGUUCCACCAGCUGUUGUUGUUGCAUGGAAACACUAUUUCCAUGAGCAUUACCCAGACCUGGAGAUUGUCUGCUUUACCUCAUUCCCAAGGGACUUCAAAGACUCCCAUGAUGCUCAGAGCAAGAGACAGGAGGAUCCCAGUAGAGUGGUUCACAAACGGCGUCAACUUGGCCGCAUGGCUGCUGUGGGCCAGAAGGAACUGUUAGAAACAUGUGAGAAGAUAACCCAAGGCAGGGUGGAUUUAUCGGGCUGGCAGGACAAGGUACGACUGAUGCUGGAGGGGGUGGAGACAGGUCAGGACACGGUGGUGAUGGAUGGCUUUACAGAGGAGGCCAGGGAUAAUCCUGUACCCCCAGGGCUGUAUAAGGAUGGUGUUCUCACUAUAGGAUGUGUGGGAUAUCCUAAUGUAGGAAAAUCAUCACUUCUGAAUGGUCUAGUGGGAAAGAAAGUUGUGAGUGUGUCCAAAACUCCAGGCCACACCAAACACUUCCAGACCAUCUUCCUGACCCCUACAGUCAAACUGUGUGACUGUCCAGGCCUCGUGUUCCCGUCUCUGGUGCAGAAACCUCUACAGAUUGUAGCAGGUAUCUACCCUAUUGCUCAAGUGCGAGAGCCUUACACAGCUGUGGGGUUUAUCGCUGAGCGGCUCAACCUGCCAAGCCUAUUACACCUUACCCACCCAGAGGCCAAUGGCGGUGGAUCUGAAGAGGCGGGGGAGCUAAAAUGGAGCGCAUUCCUCAUCUGCCACGCCUGGGCUGAGAAGCGAGGGUUUAUGACGGCCAAGGCAGCACGCCCUGACGUGUACAGGGCUGCUAAUAACAUCCUGAGGAUGACACUGGAAGGGGUGCUGUGUCUCUACUUCAGACCCCCGGGCUACACAGCCAAGAAAGAUUACUGGCAGUCCAGUCCUGAGACAGACGCUUUGUCCAAACUACAGGAACACCAUUACUGUCAGAGGAAGGUGGUGGAGACUUCAGACGACCAGCUGGCCAGCAGUGAGGACGAAGUUGAGGAUAGCAUGGAGGGGAUGUCGCCGUGCGACAAGUCUAAGGCUUUUAUAUUCAAGGCACAUAAAAGGGAGGGUCACAAGAGUGGGGGUAUAGCCAUGAGAAAUGUUUUCGAAUUGCUUAGCGAUGAUUGAAGGGUUUGCUGGAAAUUGUUGGAAAGUAGUUUUGAAAGCAUGAUGAAAACAGUUAGUUCUUGAGUUUAUACCUGUAUACAUGUAUCUGAGAGGUCAGCACUGUGUCUCGUUUUUGGAGGGUAAAGAAUGAAGCAUUUUUUGAAAUGUUUUCUACUGUUUUUGAAUGUUUUUGAUAUCGUUUUUUGAAUGUUUUGCAUUUCAUGUUAUAAUGUUCUGCAUUUCGUUUUUGAAGGUUAAGGGCUGAAGCAUUUUGGAAAUUGAUGCCCACGAUUAUUUGUGAAUGAUGUCCUGUGACUGUUGAUAGGAAACCAGGGUAGGCAUUUGGAAAUGUUUAGUGACAAACAAGUGUGUUGACCACUAGUCUACUGCUACUUGGGUCAGUACUCUUAGAAGCAUAUUUACCUGGUGAAUAAACUGGUCUUUUCUGUUGUAAUGCAAAUUCCUGGAAAAUCAUGGGAUUUUGUUCUCAAUUUUCCAAGCCCAGAAAGUUGUGGACUUUCCUGUAUAUUCCUAACGUUUUGUCAGCCGUCAUAAAAAAUGUCACUUGUUAAAUUCAGUUAGACAAUAACAACUUGACAGUAGUAAGUAGAAGUCAGUGGUGUCACUUAUCUCACCUGAACUAGCCGUGGAGUCAUAAAAGUUCUACACGAACAUGAAGUUUCUCAUCAUUCCAUUUAGUUUCCAAAUUAUACUGUGUUCAGGUGUGCUGGUAUUUAUAGACCACAGAUUCCAAACUAGCAGAAGAUUGUUAGGAUGUCAUUGUGGCAGUGAGUUUGCGGCUGGUGUUUUGACUGACAAAUUUAUGAAAUUAAAGAUGGACUUGGGUGAUUUGGAAUGGGGGCGGGGGUCUAAAACAUCAUGGAAAUUAGCCAUGAAGCAUACUGUAAAAGCAUGGAAUUUUGCCAAGAAUAUGCUGGAAAAUCGUGGAAUUUAUCCAUGAAGCAUACUGUAAAAGCAUGGAAUUUUGCCAAGAAGAUGCUGUAAAAGCAUGGAAUUUUGCCAUGAAGUAUACUGGAAAAAUCUUGGAAUUUAGCCAUGAAAUAUCCAAGCCAUUAAUUAUGGAGUUUAACAUUGAUUUGCUCUGUAAAAUCAUGGAACUUUACCCGUAAGUAUACCCAGUGUUAUAGAAAAUCUUGGAAUUUAACCAUAAUAGGUUGUUCCAUGCAGUUUUUGUAUAGUAUUACCAACCUACUUUCAGUUCUGUUCAGGCACACUGAAUUAACCUAGUAUCUAGCUAUCAAAUGAAACACAUACAUGUAAGGAGUUCAAAUCCAGUUCCUGCUCUAAUCCUUUGUAUAAAGUUUGUCAGGUGCUUUUUAGUGAUCUUGACUCAUAUUUAAUAUAAAGUUAUAUUAUCUUUAAACAUGGCAUAAAACAUAAACAUACCAAAUAUUCUGAAGUUGUUCUCUUGAGUUUUACAAAUGACCGGAAGAUAGGGUGUUUUAUUGGAUUUAUGGUAAAAGUAGUUAUCUUUUGCCAGGGCAGAAAAUAAUGCAUGUAAAUGGUAACUGUCAUCAAAAUUUAAGAAUUCACAAUUAUUUUCUGCAGGUGAAGACUUUAGUCUCAUAAUUAAGCAAAACAUUCAUGCACAGGCUAAAUUGGCAGUAACAGUUUGAAGCUAGAGGAAUCGUGUAGUGUGAAUGUACAAGAUUUUAUUGACAUUCUCAUAUUCCAAUAAGUCACAAUAGUGUAUCCAUAAAUACAUCUUUAAUAUCUUGCAAGUGUAAAACUUUUCCGUCAUAAUUCAUCAUAGGCAAUAUUCAUGUACUGAUUUCCUGUGUAAACUGCAAGCUAAAUUGGUAGUCACUUAGUAGUGGGAAGUUUAAUAAGCUUUUCAGAAUAUGAAAUUAUCUUUUUUCCAAUUGAGUUAUGCCCCUUGGAACACAGUUACAGACCUAGGGUUCUGUAUUUUAAUGAUUACAUGUCUUUUGUGCAUAAUUGUCUGAUUCAGCUAAAGGCCUAUGUAAUUAGGCUUUUUUGAGAAAAACAAGAAAGGGCAUUUAAGUGCACAAUUUUUAUAAUACUCAGAUCAUUUUUCAUUCGAUAAAAAAUUUGGUGCAAUAAAAUGGAAAGAACUCUGAAAGAAUGACAGUAUUAUAGGUCUGGAUUUGAAAUGUACACCUUUAAAAAAAACUGUUACUGUUGCUCAAGGUUUAGAAAUUUUGAAAUACCAAUAAGUAUUUUUUCAAAUUAUAAUCAAAAUUGAGUCAUUUAUAUCUUCUGCCAAUAUGUGGAGAAUGUACUUUUUUUAUCUGAUACAUACAGAUUUGUGAAUAGAUACAGCCUCUGAAAUCAAUCAGGUGACCUCUUUUUGAAGUUUUUGUGCUCUCAAAACAGUUACAGAAUUUGUAAAAAUAAAACUUAUAUUCCUGCUGCAAAGUGUAUGUAGAUGUAGUUACAGUUCAUACAAAUAGUGUAAUUUUCUGAACCUGUUUUAAUAAAUAAGGAAGUGUUUCUUCUACAUUUCACAGCUUCAGAAAAGGUUUUAUUAAGGUAUAAAAUGUAUAUCUGUAGUGUAUAUUGAAUUGAGAUAAGCAAUAUGAUGAAAACGUAAAAAAAAAAAAGGGAUAAAUGUCUUGCCGUAUAAAAGUUUUGUUUUAAAUAAAUCUAUAGCGGUAAACCGUACUAAAUGUCAUGAAUAUUUAUAACAUACUGCUUGUAAAUCUCAUGAAUAUUCAUAAAGAUAUGAUGUCAAGACAUGUUGAUGUCACACAAGCUGCUGUCCAAUCAAAUGUAUCCUGUUUGUGGAUGUAUAUUAACUUUAGCUUCUAUGUAAUUCUCAGGUAACACUUGUCAUCUCUAGAAAAAAAAGAAAUCUCCAAAAAGUGUUCUAAAACGUAUAUGUUAUUUGGUAAAUUGUUGGUAGAUCUAUAGAUGAUAGAAAGAAAGUCAUAGUUCAACUCUGUCUUCAUGACACAAAUUUGGUGCACUUUCUCACUGGGAAGAAAGGGACUGUUACUAAUUUAUGUCGAUUUUAUUUUAAAUAUUUAUGAGUAAAGUUUACGCAGAUAAAACGAUAGUAUAGUGAUGGUAGAUGUUUAAACUCUAUAUUCACUCAGCAAAUUUGAAUUUCUUACUGAUGAAAUCAAAUUAAGUUAAACUUUUUGAUUUCUGGGAAAACAAAGAAUGGAAGGAAUCAGUCAUAUUAUUUUCAGUAAACUUUUCUUAGUAAAACAUUUCUUGAAAAACAUGUUAGAGAAUAGACCAAAUUUCAGUUCUAAAAUGAUCCAGAACAGAAGAUCUUAAACAUUAAUAGCAAUGAGUAGUCUGUUUUACAAUGCUUCAAAGUUUUUUGUUCUGGUUUAAGGAGGGUUUAAGUUCAGUUUCUGUAGGCCUACUUAUAUACCACAUCUCUAGAAACUGGUACUUAAAUAUUGUCACUGGAUAAAUGGCUUUCAGUAGUUCACUGGCAUUUUAUAAUUGUCUGGCGCGCCACAUAAUAAAAAUUACACUUGAAUGUUUUUGUCCUAAUUGAUUUAUUUAUUUAUUUGAUUGGUGUUUUACGCUGUACUCAAGAAUAUUUCACUUAUACAACAGCGGCCAGCAUUAUGGUGGGUGGAAACCGGGCAGAGCCCGGGCGAAACCCCACGACCAUCCGCUGUCAGACCUUCCCACGUACGGCCGUGUCCUAAUUGAGAAGUAAGAUGAAUUGCAGACAUGUAGAUGGCAGACAUUUGAUAAGUCCUUAUUCUCGGUCAGUUUCAGUACAUUACAUAAGAUGUUUUUCUGAAACAAGCUAAUCACACAGAUAAAAAUGUAACAAAAUAUAUCAGUGUGUUAUAUAUAUAAACCAUGUGGAUAUCUGAUUAGAAAAUAUCAGUGUGCCAUUUUUGGCCAGAAUUAGGAAGUUGAAUCAUGGGGAGAGUGUAGAUCUUUUCUUAGAGUGUAGCAUUAAAAUGGCCCCUGCUUAUCUCAUUGUGUCUAUUCUGAGAAUACUGAGGCAGCACCAUGAAUUCACUGUGCACUGUAACCUAUGGUGAUCUUUCGACCUAUAAUGUCUUUAAAUCGUUUCUGAAUGUUGCCAGACUGAUGAGUAUGUAAAUUCUGACAACUCAGCAUUGAAUGGUAUCAGAUCCUCUGCAUAUGUCUCUUCUGAGAACAUAGCACUGAAUGGCGCCUAAUAAACAGUAUAUAUGUCCAUUCUGAGAACUUUGUGAUGGAUGGCGCCAACUUGUUUCUAAAUAUCUCUUCAAAGAACAUAGCAUUGAAAUGGCACAGAGCCCUCAGUAUAUACCUCUUUGAAAACAAAACGCUGAAUUGUAUCAAAUCUGUUACAUAUGAAUUUCCUAAGAAAUAGCAUUGAAGUGCUCCAAAUUGUCUGUUGAGAUAAAGCAAAUAGCAUCAAAUGGUGCCAAAUACUUGGCAUAAAUGUACAUGUCUCUUAUUAGGCGAAGACAGUCUUGGAUGGUGUUAAAUCUGUUGAAUAUCUUUCUUCUGAGAAUAUAAUCAUGGUGAAU